AAGAGUUCUCCUUUUAAUUAACUACAGCUAAUAAUUAUAAUAGAAAUUUACUAACCAUUGAUAAUAUUAAUAGCUAAUCUGCCUGUGCGGAGAACGGACCGGAUGGUGAGCUAGUACACAUGUACUUGAUCCGCCAACUGGGCGGUGCUUAAACUGCAUUAGAUGGAGUGUCAAAUUUUGCAAGCUGUUUAGCACCUUAUCACCAAACUACCUCGACCUCUUACACAUAUACGAGGGUUUGGUUGCAUGCAGCUAGGUAGAUGACGAGCAAUGGUGAUAUCGAUGGUGAGAUUCUUUCUAUUUAGUGCUGUAAUUUUCUCCUCUGUCGCUGCAGUUGUACCGGCCAAUGAAGGUAGUGCGAUCGAUCUGAAAGCAAUCAGAGUUGGACUUUUGUUGGACCAGGUGGAAGACGCGGCGCAGCCUUACCGGUUGCCCUUGUCAUGUCUGUCUCAGCCUCAUCACUCAGCUUGCAUUUGCCUUACACCGGGGGGGCGAAAGUGGAUUACCCUAGACUUACGCCGAUCCUAUUUUGUCCGAUCCAUUGCCAUUAAUAUUGUGGCUUACGUACUUGAAUACAACAGCUACGAGACGUGGAUGAAUGUUCUGCUUAGUGAUAACGAUAGUGACUGGGAGACGUGUAAAGGCCCGACCGUCACAAAAGGCGGAAAUUGGCAUUUUGAAUGUGGAUGUCAUCCAGCCCGUUACGUCAGAAUACAGGUAAAUAAUAUCGAGCAGAAGACAGUAAACGCCCAACGUCAGUCAACUUUUGUAAAAGUAUGUCACCUUCAAAAUAUCAAGAUUUACGAAGCAUUGCCGGUGAACUUGCAUUCUAUGAACGCAAGACUCGAAUUGCACAUUGUUCACAAAACUGUCAAGAAGAGACACAAAAUCUUUACAACUGCGAGACCAAGUUCAGUUGGAAUUGGCAGUUUCUCUUCAUCUAGAGACAGCGUAUCGUUAUUAUGUCUUCCCGUUCUGGAAGGAGGUCCCCAUUGGAUCUCUUGGCUGAGAUUAGAUCUUCGACACCCUGUAGGCGUCAGCCGUGUGGAAGUGGGCGGGAGGCGUGUUGAAAGCGAUCCGCAGUUAAUAGAAGUACACGUAGGAUUUGAAAAAGAAAUGGAAGACAACACACUGUGUCCUGAAGCGAAGUCGGUUGCCGCAACUACCGUCACUUCACUACAUAACUGUGCCAAACUAACAGAUGGUGUGUUCGUUGAUUUGAAGCUUAUUCAAGUUUCGUCUAUAGAAGUCUGCAUCAUACGCGUCUACGGAACUCUUUUAGACUACUGUGGGCAGCCUCAAGCCGUUUCAAAUGGUUAUUACUAUCCAAUUAACACCUGGUACCCCAGUAACAGUAAAGUUACCUACAUUUGCCGUGGUGGAUAUCAGCUGAUUGGAUUCGAUAGUGUUGUGUGCCGAGGACGAAUUUGGAGUGAAGUUCCUCGAUGUGUGAAAGCGUAUUGUACGGUACCUGGUAAUAGUUAUUUGAAGAACGGCAUUGCGGCUUUAUCUGGACACGGUGUUGGUCAUAAUGUUUCGUUUUGGUGCAACCGCGGGUACCAUAUGGUUGGACCAUCUAAGAUUCGCUGCAUUCAGCAAGUAAACGGAAAGGCUGUUUGGAAUGGUACGGUUCCUUUCUGCAUAGGCAAGUAUUGUGGUGUGCCAGAUGCAUUAGUAAAUGGAUAUUUAAUAGGAAGCAACUUCCAUUACCCUGCAUCGGUAAGAUAUAAAUGCAAAUAUCAGUAUGUACUGACCUUCGGUAGCAUUGAAAGAAAUUGCACGGAUCAAGGUACAUGGACGGGAAAGAAGCCAUACUGUGCUAAAUUAAGAUGUAACUUUUUGUUUCCACCACGCAAUGGAACAGUAACAACAAACGGCAACCACGUAGGAUCGAGAGUCCGUUAUAACUGCCAUCGAGGAUUCCGAUUACAUGGAAGUAAAUCACGUCAUUGUGUUAUUAAUUCAGAGAAAACCGACGGUCAGUGGACAGGCAAUAACCCAGUAUGUCGAGCGGUGGAAUGCCCUGAGUUAGAACCUAUCAAGUUUGGAGAAAUCAAUGCUGACAGAUUGGCCUACACCGCUGCUGCAAGAUACAGCUGUCACAAAGGCUACCAGCUUGUAGAAGGUGACGUCGUGCGAUACUGCACGGCUAAUGGUACAUGGUCUGGCCAGACUCCUGCUUGUCGUCCCUCGACAAGUGAUUGUGGCCGCAGUUGUCAUACACAUAGUCGAAUCGCUCAAGGUAAGACGGUUGCAGAAGGAGAAUUUCCGUGGCAGGCGAUGGUUUGUUUGUUUGGCAAACAUAUCUGCGGUGGGACUCUAAUUUCUGACAAAUGUGUAGUAACUGCAGCGCAUUGUCUCACCAUCUUCGGUGGUCAAAAGCCAGAUCCAUCACUGUUUAGCGUCUGUGUGGGUCGAAUGUGUGGUCAAUGUCGUCGACAUGAGAAACUAGGAGAUCUUCAAUGUUCUAAGGUAUCUCGAAUUGCUAUCCAUCCAGACUAUAACACUACAUUUCUUGGAGAUGACAUCGCUGUUGUUCAAUUGAACACCAGCGUGCAGCUCAAAUGUGACAGCGUCAUGCCAAUUUGUCUUCCCGAUGAAAACCGAGAUCGAGAUUACAUCCGAGAAAACAGACCUGCCGUCGUGACAGGCUGGGGAAGAAAGGCGUCAAACAAAACAGAUUUUAGUGCUAGGUGUCUUCGCAAAGGUAACGUUCGUAUAGUGUCAGACACUACAUGUGGCAAGAGUCACAGUAUCCCACUGGCAGGCAGAGUAAUGUGCGCAACAGAUGAUAACGGUCCUUGUCAGGGAGACAGCGGAGGUCCUCUCAUGGUUAGAAAUCUUGAUUAUCAGAGCAGGUGGGUGAUAACUGGUGUGACCAGUUGGGGGAAAGGAUGCGGUCGACAUGACAGCUAUGGUGUUUACACAGAAGUGCUGCCCUAUAAGGACUGGAUCUCAGAAGUGUGCAAAAAGUUGUGAUAGUCUUAUAAAUAGACUAUUUAAUUGGAAUUGAAUCAGUAUUUUAAUGUUAAAAUAUGUAAGCUUAUCGUUAUAACUUACUUUACUCAAAAUAUGUGACUAGUGAUGCACGUACGGACGUUAUCAUACUUGCUUACAAGCAGGUCUACAAAAUCUUACAAUCAAUUACAUAAGAUGCUGAUGAUUCGUAAUGUAGCUAAUAACUUGUAGAGGGACCUAUAGCAAAGACAUUAGACCCUGAAGGC
Molecule: messenger RNA, 3224 nt
Organism: Corticium candelabrum
Lineage: Eukaryota; Metazoa; Porifera; Homoscleromorpha; Homosclerophorida; Plakinidae
Exons: 7
Coding region: 271-2979 (902 amino acids)
Biological process (GO): proteolysis
Molecular function (GO): serine-type endopeptidase activity
Source: RefSeq, a predicted model, not a curated record